AUAAACAUAUGUUUAUUAUUCUGAGGUUGAGUCAUAUGUCAAAUUUUAAGAUUCCAGACUCCAGCUGAUUGGCACUAUUAAAGUAAAUAUUAUUUUUUAAGGGCCUAGGAUUUAAAUUCUCCCAAAAUGUUCGAUUGGUUUUCAAAACCUGAUCCCAAAGAGGAGCAACGACAAGUUGAUCGUCAAUUGAGGAAAGCUGGUAGAGAUAUAGAAAGAGAUCGAAGGCUACUUGAACGGGAAGAAAAAAAAUUGGAACUAGAAAUUAAAAAAAAUGCAAAAGAUGGUAACAAGGAAGCAUGUAAAGUUCUUGCACUACAGCUUGUUCGAUUACGUAAACAGAAAAAUAACACCUAUGCAGCAAAUAGCAAAAUACAAGGAAUAGGUAUUCAGAAUAAAAUGAUGUCAGCAAAUGCCAAACUUGCGGAAUCUAUGGGGGUUGCUGGAAGGUCAAUGGCAGAAAUGAAUAGGAUUCUUAAACCUGAACAAAUAGCAGCUAAUGUUAAUGCCUUUGGCAGAGAAUCUAUGAAAAUGAAUAUGACAGACGAGAUGAUAAAUGAUACACUGGAUGAUAUUCUCACUGAAUCUGGAGAUGAAGAAGAAAGCGAUAACAUUAUUACACAAGUGUUGGAUGAAAUUGGUAUUGAAAUUGGAGGAAAGAUGGCUGCAGCCCCAACACCAGAAAGAGGUGCUAUUGGUGGAACUUCAAAAGAUAAAGGUUUAACAGAUGAAGAUAUUGAGGCACAUCUAGCAAAACUAAAAGCUCUGUGAAAAUGUGGGAAAAUUCCACUGCUUAAAAAUCUUAAAUUUGUUGGAACAGAUCUUUAAUGAUUCAAAUAUUUUUAAUAUGAAAUCAUAGGUAAAAAAUUAAAAGAAACUUAUAUUUAAAGUUUAAACUUGUUAUUGAUAAAUAUCAAUAUUAUAUUGCUUUUCAUUA
This is a messenger RNA of Harmonia axyridis, 934 nucleotides long. RefSeq names its product charged multivesicular body protein 2b-B (gene CHMP2B). The coding region runs from base 127 to 768 and encodes 213 amino acids. Gene Ontology annotation, biological process: endosome transport via multivesicular body sorting pathway; late endosome to vacuole transport; protein transport. The transcript is spliced from 5 exons. Lineage: Eukaryota; Metazoa; Arthropoda; Insecta; Coleoptera; Coccinellidae. The record is from RefSeq and is a predicted model, not a curated record. Gene Ontology annotation, cellular component: multivesicular body; ESCRT III complex.